This is a messenger RNA of Theobroma umbraticum, 2632 nucleotides long. RefSeq names its product acyl-activating enzyme 7 (gene AAE7). Lineage: Eukaryota; Viridiplantae; Streptophyta; Magnoliopsida; Malvales; Malvaceae. The record is from RefSeq and is a predicted model, not a curated record.
UUCACUUUUUAACAACAAAAAUAUCAGUGAGAUUUAAAUCUUUGAGGUUUGACUUCUGAAUUCUGUUUUGCUUGCUGAGUAGAUAAACAAGGGAAAUGAAAUGAAAUGAAUUUAUUGUUUGUCUCCUUACCGCUAUAAAGAUAACGGAGGUAUUUAGUCUUUAAAUUUCUUUUUUUUUUUGAAAAUGUCUUUAAAUUUCUGUUUGUAAAUAGUAAAUAUUACUAUUAAGUAGCUGGCUCGCGGUAAUAGGAUAACAGAACAGCAUAGCGUAGAUGAGUUUUUUUUUUCUUUUUUUUUUUGCUUCUUAUUUUUUUGAUGAGUUUUUUAUAUUGUAUUUUUUUCCAUUUUAUUCAAUUCCUGCAACGUAUUCGUUUUUUUAUAUAAAGUUUUUGAGGAUGCUGAUGAGGAACGAUGGUCGGAUGAAUUAAUGAGUUAAUAAUUAAGUUCUGUUUCCUAAUUUGCUUUAAGUGGGCCGGAGUUAAUAAUUAAAACUGAUUAUUCUGGCCAGUGAUGCAUUAUUAUUUGAAUAAGCUUGAAUGCUUGAUGCGUUGGUCCCAACUCCCUCAACUCCCAGCAUAGGAGUUUUAGGUCACUUUUUGGUCCCAACUGAUGAAAAAGCUCUCUCUGUGUGUAUAUAUAUAUCACACACUCAGACGUUGUAAGUAUGUAUCAAUGUAUGUGUGCACUUAUUCUACUUGUUGUCUUGGAUACUUUAAAUUAUGAUUUAUUUGUUGUUGCUUAAUCUGGGUAUCAUGGAUUAUUGAAUGUUGUUAACACAGUGUUAUACAUCUUGAUGUGUUGGUCCCAACUUCCCCAACUCCCAGCAUAGGAGCUUUCUUUGGUCCCAACUGAUGAAAAAGCUCUCUCUGUCUAUAUAUGUCACACACUCAGAUGUUGUAUGUAUGUAUGAAUGUAGCAAUAAUUGCACCGAAUGUCCCUGCUUUAUAUGAAGCUCAUUUUGGAAUUCCAAUGUCGGGUGCUGUUUUAAACACUGUCAAUAUUCGUCUAAAUGCAUCCACCAUUGCUUUCCUUUUGGGUCAUUCAAAAUCUGCAGUUGUCUUUGUGGACCAAGAGUUUUUCACUUUGGCAGAGGAUGCUUUGAAAAUUAUGAAGGAGAAAAGCCAAGGCAAUUUCAAGCAUCCACUUUUGAUUGUCAUUGCAGAUGAAAGCUGUGAUCCCAAAGCACUCAGGUAUGCUUUGGGAAAAGGAGCCAUUGAGUAUGAGAAGUUCUUAGAAAGUGGUGACCCUGAGUUUGCUUGGAAGCCUCCUCAGGAUGAGUGGCAAAGUAUUGCUUUGGGUUAUACUUCUGGCACUACAGCCAGCCCUAAAGGCGUGGUAUUACAUCACCGAGGGGCAUAUCUCAUGUCUUUGAGUAAUCCUCUUAUAUGGGGGAUGACUGAAGGAGCUGUAUACUUGUGGACUCUACCCAUGUUCCAUUGUAAUGGUUGGUGUUUUACUUGGUCACUAGCAGCUCUUUGUGGAACAAACAUAUGCCUCCGACAGGUAACAGCAAAGGGAGUCUACUCAGCCAUAGCAAAGUAUGGUGUGACUCACUUCUGUGGUGCACCUGUGGUGCUGAAUACCAUAGUUAAUGCCCCUCCUGAGGACACAAUUUUGCCCCUCCCCCAUGUUGUUCGCGUGAUGACAGCUGGUGCUGCCCCACCCCCUGCUGUUCUCUCUGCAAUGUCUCAAAAAGGCUUCCGUGUCACCCACACUUAUGGUCUCUCAGAAACCUAUGGACCUUCGACAGUGUGUGCAUGGAAGCCUGAAUGGGACUCACUGCCACCUGAAACACAAGCUCGCCUAAAUUCACGUCAAGGUGUCCGAUAUAUUGGUUUAGAGGGCCUUGAUGUCAUCAGUACCAAAACCGGUCAGCCCGUUCCUGCUGACGGAAAAACUAUUGGAGAAAUAGUAAUGCGUGGUAAUGUUGUGAUGAAGGGCUACUUAAAGAACCCAAAAGUCAAUGAGGAAACUUUUGCGAAUGGAUGGUUUCACUCUGGGGAUCUUGGUGUGAAGCAUUCUGAUGGGUAUAUCGAAAUAAAAGAUAGGUCAAAGGACAUCAUCAUAUCUGGAGGUGAAAACAUCAGUAGCGUGGAGGUAGAAAAUAGUAUGUACUUGCACGCUGCAAUAUUGGAGGCAUCAGUGGUGGCAAGGGCAGAUGAGCGCUGGGGAGAGUCCCCUUGUGCUUUUGUGACCUUGAAGCCGGGAGUGGAUAAAUCUGAUGAACAGCGGUUAGCAGAGGACAUAAUGAAGUUCUGCAGGUCAAAGAUGCCUGCUUACUGGGUUCCUAAAUCAGUGGUAUUCGGUCCAUUGCCAAAGACUGCAACAGGGAAGAUUCAGAAGCAUGUGCUUAGAGCCAAGGCAAAGGAGUUGGGACCUGUCAAGUUGAGUAAGUUGUAAGCUGAAACAUUUUAUCGUUAGGGACUAAAUAAAAACCACUGAAUCGUUGGUAUGUAUCGUUUUCACUGAUAGAGUGCUUGUAUUUUGCACGUCUAGGAUAAGCGUAGUAGCAUUAUUUUUAUCAAUAAAAAAUUUCAUCUCUAAUUAGUCCUUAAAUAACUGGGCGGUCACCAUGUAUACUGAUGUACUUGGUUGAAGUCGUUUCACGAAUAUGCUGUGCUUAUCUUGCUUA